CUCAACGAGGAUCCAAGACUGAAUCAUGCCGCCAAAAGAACAAAUUGUGUGCGGAAAUCCGCUGUAUCUGGAAUGGAUUGGCGAAUGGAUGGAGAAUGCGAGAGCACUGAACUCGAAGGGGUAUCAGACGAUGCGAAAGGCCUAUGACUCCAUGAAAAACUGUCCAAUACCCUUCCAGCAUCCAUCCCAAGCAAUCACGCUGAAAGGCAUCGGACCGACGAUUUGUGACAGACUGGAGAAGAAGUUACGAGAGCACUGCGCUAAGGAGGGAAUACAUAUGCCCGAGAAGCCUGGCGUCGGCGCCGGAGCCUACCAAGCAGACGGUUCUGGAGAAGAAGACACCGCCCCGAAGAAACGCAAAACAACCCGCCCCUACGUCCCAACCUAUCGCUCCGGACCCUACGCCCUCCUCCUCGCCCUCCACACUCAGUCCCUCACCUCGCCUCUCCCACUCCUCAAAUCUGAAAUCAUCCUCCUCGCCCAACCCCACUGCGACUCAUCCUUCGAGGCCCCACCCGCAACGAACGGCGGCAGUAAGUUCUAUACGGCGUGGAAUAGCAUGAAGACGUUGGUUGAUCGGGGAUUGGUUUACCGGAAUGGGAGUCCAGGGAGGUACUUGUUGACGGAGGAGGGGGAGGAGGUUGCUGGGAGGAUUGCGGGGGUUGCUGAAGAGAGGGAAGGGGGUGGUGCAGGGAAGACGAAGAAGGUGAGGGUGGACAAGGAGGGCCCAAUGAUCACGUUGCCGGAGGUGUCUGCUCCACCAGCACCCGUCGCUCCAACUGCAGCAACGGCAGUACCGAGACCAGCUGCUAAAGCUUACAGCGAUGACGUUGUGAUUCUGGAUGAUGAUGAUGAAGAUAUCCCAGUUAUCGUUGAAGAUCUUACAAUUGAGCCAGCGAUCUCUGCGGCUCCACCAGCAGCAGCACCAGCGCCGCUAUCACCGACAGGGUCCGCGGCCGCUACUUUCCCCUCGUUCAUACCUAUCAUCUUACCACCAGGAUCUUUUACAAUCCAUCUGCUCCUCGACACGCGCGAAGCCAAAACUCAACGCGACCGAGACUACAUGGAGCAGAACCUCAAUGUUCCCGGCGUAAACCUCAUCCUCCGCUCUCUAGAAAUCAGCGACGCUCUCUGGAUCGCCCGCUGCAAACACACCGGACGCGAAAUCGUCCUCGGCUACGGCAUCGAACGAAAACGCAUGGACGACCUGGUUGGCUCAAUCAAAGACGGUCGUUUCCACGAACAAAAGUUCCGGCUGAUGAAGAGUGGGUUAAGGCAUGUUAUGUACGUGGUCGAGGAGAGUCAUUUGGAUGAUGUUAGAUCGUAUUUGGACGCGAUUCAGACGGCGAUUUCGAGUACGCAGGUUGUUAAUGGGUUUUUUGUGAAGAGGGUGCCAAAUUUGGAGGGGACUGUGAGAUACUUGGCGAGGAUGUCGACGAUGCUGGGAAGGAUAUACGAGGGCAAAGUGCUACAUGUCAUCCCGGAUAAUGUCAUCGACGCACGUACCUUCGGCGACUUCCGCAAGCACCUCAAAGAAACACAGCCGAACAUCGAUUACCUCGUGUCAUACACCUCCUUCUCCGCCUUAACCUCCAAAUCUGCUGCGCUUACCCUCGGCGACGUCUACCUCCGCAUGCUCAUGACCAUCCGUGGUAUAUCCGCCGAGAAAGCCGUGGAGAUCGCGACCAAGUUCCCGACGCCAACAGCGUUGAUGGAGGGGUAUGAGAAGUGUAAGACGGUGCAGGAUCAGAAAAGAAUGAUUAUGGAGAAGUGUUGUGGGUAUGGGAGGAAGAAAAUUGGAGUAGCGUUGAGUGAGAAGAUAUGGCAGGUUUGGAUGGAGAAGAGGGAACAGCAGCAGUGAGCACUUGGUAAGGGAAGGACAACGGCGUUAUUGGGACAAGGUGUUUGCACUUUUUUGGCGGGUUGACAAACAUAUUACGACGGCAGUUUGAUCAUUACAGGUACCUAAGCUUAAUACAGCAUUUUGGGAUCAAGUUUCAAUAUCCC
Saitoella complicata NRRL Y-17804 is the source of this 2007-nucleotide messenger RNA. RefSeq lists its product as uncharacterized. Gene Ontology annotation, cellular component: nucleus; Holliday junction resolvase complex. Gene Ontology annotation, molecular function: crossover junction DNA endonuclease activity; 3'-flap endonuclease activity; DNA binding. The coding region runs from base 26 to 1861 and encodes 611 amino acids. Gene Ontology annotation, biological process: resolution of meiotic recombination intermediates; DNA catabolic process; double-strand break repair via break-induced replication. The transcript has 5 exons. The record is from RefSeq and is a predicted model, not a curated record. NCBI's taxonomy places the organism in Eukaryota, Fungi, Ascomycota, Saitoellomycetes, Saitoellales, Saitoellaceae.